CUCUGUCCGAGGACAGCGACGAUCCAUGGACGCGACUGGCACGAAAACGCCGCCGCUGCCCGGCGCUCUCGCCUCUCCAGCCCGUACACCAUAGCCUGGCUGCUGCCUGCGUGGCUGCCCGUUCCGAACCCUUCAGCCGCGUGUUCAUUGCGUCUGCCGCAUUCACUUGGGCCGCCCACUGUGCCGCUGCGCCCAGCGCAACCCCCGCGCGUCCUCGUCAUCGCCGCCUGAACCCCUCCUCGAGCCGCAUUCUCGGCCCUUGCUGCUUUGCACCUGCUGAACGGGGGCUCUCCUCGAGCAGCCAGCCAUGAACGGUGUCUCGCGCUUCCUGAGUCGGCGCGACAAGCACCACGAGAAGCGGUCGCUGAAGCACCCGCUCGGCAAAUCACGCCAAGCUCCGCCCUCCGUGCCCCCGGAACUCUACAAAGUUUUCACGAACGACGAGAAACCCGUUGAUAAAGAUGCGGAGAAGAGGAAGACUCUUCUUCAGCGCCUGCAGGCCGCUGGAGUCACCAGCAUGCAGGAAGAGCAAGUCAACUAUGCCUUGUCGUGGUCUCCGGACAACGUCGACGAAGCCUACGACCUACUGAUUCUCGCCAACGAAACACUCGAGGGUGAAUUGAAGGAGUUCGACGCCAACAUUACGAUGCUUGGUGCCAUAAACCGAAACAUGGUGACUUGCUAUCUGGACGCGCUCUUGUUCGCCAUGUUCGCCCGGAUGGACAGUUUCGAGGCCAUGUUAUACGACGAGUUUAACGACGAACCACGGAAGAAACUCGCGGCGAUAUUGCGGCUGUGGGUGAACUUCCUCAGGACAGGCAGACUCAUCAGAGUAGACUUCACCAAGCGCCUCCAGGAUGCCUUGGCACAAUGCGGCUGGGAAGAAGCUGCAGAAGUCCGUCAGCAAGAUGCCUCGGAAGCCUUCACCUUCAUCACUGGAGCCCUUGAAUUGCCCCUGUUGACCCUAAAGAUGGACAUAUAUCACACCGGGCGAGAGGAUAGAGAGGAUGACCACAAGUUCGUCAACGAGCGAUUGCUGGAAGUGGCUAUACCAGAAGAAGAUGAAGCGGACAAAGGCGUGACUCUGGAAGAUUGCCUCGAAAACUACUUCAACAAUCGAAUCGAAGUCAAGCGAUAUCUACAACGCCAGAACACCUUGACUUCUAUUCAGACAGGCAACACGGACAAUGAGAAGAAGGAGACACUGCAUAUCGAAACAGUGGAGCUUUCCGGGCCCGAGACGCCUUUAGUGGCUACGCCCACUACGUUUGGUCCACCUUCUCCCAUCUCGCCUGUCCGGCCACUCACGGGGCGCCGAAGAGGAGACAGCAUAUUUACUGAGCGUUAUACUGUUUCUGGUGCAACGAAAGAUUACAAUCGUUUUGAUGAAAAGAAGCAUCUGGAGGAAAUGUUGAACAAGAGCUCCUCGGGCCGGCCGCGGUCAGCAUCUCUCCUUAGAAAAGAAGUCAUGAUGCCCGCCUGGCAAUUCUUCAGCCUCAUCCCCUGGUACACGGAUAAUGUGCCCAAGACAGAUGCUCAAGUAGCUGCCCACUUUUCUUCCAAGCGUCCUGUUCUUGGUAUCUGCCUGAAACGCUACAUGAUGCUACCCAACGGCACAACAAAACGUCUCAACACAUAUGUCGAUAUACCCUUAGAAAUCGGGUUGCCGCACUUUAUUUCCGACGAGCGCAUGCAAGAAGAAGGCCCGCUUUUUGGGAACUUCAAGCUGGUGCUCCAGUCAGUCGUCUGUCAUCGAGGAGUUUCUGUGGACUCGGGCCACUACAUAUCGCUAGUCCGCGCGAACAAGCCGCCUUCUCAAAAGCGCCCAAACACGUCACACACCGAGCAAGAAGACGAGGAGGAUUCCUGGCUCCGCUUCGACGAUCUCUCGAACCCACGUAUAGCAGACAUCGACAUUCACAAAGCGCUGCGGGAAGAGUCCCCGUAUCUACUCUUCUACCAGGUACAACCUAUAGAUGAAGAACUUGCCAACAGGGGUGAUCCUCCCAGCUACAACGAAGCCCAGUCUGUAACCCUCUCUACGGCGCCUUCAAAAGAGACCCUUAGCUCCGAGACCGAUGCCACUACCGACACUGAAACUGGUGAGUGGGAAAAGGUUAGCUCAGUCGAACAAUCCGCGUCCACUGUCGGUUCUAUCACGGAUUUUGAGGCACAAGGCCGCACCAGUACGUCAAGUAAUCGCCGCAGCAGUAUCGCAAUCGAGGACCUUGACAACAGUAUAUCAAAUACUGCACGGGGUCGACCGCCACCUACACCAGAUGAACAACGAACGGGCUUUCUGUCUGCAUCUCGGCGCAAUUCAAAAGCUUGGCUAUCCGGUAAUAAGAGUCGUCCAUCGAGUGAGAGCGGCGAAAAUCGACUGUCAAUGACCCUGUCUCGACUUACCGGCCGCGGCAGCAAGGACAAACUCGUCGCUUCGGAGAAUGUGUCAGAAGAGCCAGUCAUCGUCGUAAAUGAGGCUCCUCUCAGCGUCGAAAGCACUCAGACAAUCAAACCGCAGGCGCAGCCUCCUGCUAGUCCUGGCAAGCUGCACAAGGAGGCCGGCGUAUCUCGUAGUAAGAGUAAAAAGCAUUUCAGGAGCAAGAGUAGGGAACCGGCGCCGUCCACCACAGAUGGCGUGCAAGUUAAGGGCAAGCACAAGGCCAAGGACCGGCCGGAGCGCGAGUGUGUUAUGAUGUGAUUAUGUUUGCGGGUCUCGGCUGAUGGAUGGCUUGAGCAUUGUUUUCAACGUGUUUGUGCUGCAUUGGAAGCGAUGGCGUUCUGCAUACGUACGGACAGAGCUUGGGACGUUUUUCUCUUCAUGUCUCGCGGUGCGGCUAGGGCAGCGGCGGCGGGCUGAUAGGAAAUGGCAUGCUAGGUAGGAUAGGAUAGGAUAGGAUAGACGAGAUACCCUAUGCUGAGCAG
This is a messenger RNA of Paraphaeosphaeria sporulosa, 2925 nucleotides long. RefSeq names its product cysteine proteinase. Lineage: Eukaryota; Fungi; Ascomycota; Dothideomycetes; Pleosporales; Didymosphaeriaceae. The record is from RefSeq and is a predicted model, not a curated record. The transcript is spliced from 3 exons. Gene Ontology annotation, molecular function: cysteine-type endopeptidase activity; cysteine-type deubiquitinase activity. Gene Ontology annotation, biological process: protein deubiquitination. Gene Ontology annotation, cellular component: nucleus; cytosol. The coding region runs from base 308 to 2701 and encodes 797 amino acids.